Dromiciops gliroides (monito del monte) is the source of this 600-nucleotide messenger RNA. Its product is annotated as zinc finger protein 606-like. Bases 127 to 600 code for a protein of 157 amino acids. Gene Ontology annotation, biological process: negative regulation of transcription by RNA polymerase II. The record is from RefSeq and is a predicted model, not a curated record. The transcript is spliced from 4 exons. Lineage: Eukaryota; Metazoa; Chordata; Mammalia; Microbiotheria; Microbiotheriidae. Gene Ontology annotation, molecular function: DNA-binding transcription repressor activity, RNA polymerase II-specific.
UUGGAGGCCUGGGAGGAGUUUAAGGCAGGAGAAGGGAUCCUUGCAGUGAAGGGCAGGGCUUUGGGAGCAGAGGCGGUCAGAGUGCUGGAGCCUGGCCCUGGGGGUGAUUGGAGGAAAGGGCUCAUCAUGAGGACCUCAGGGGCUGGAUCGGGAGGUGCUCUUGGGACUAGGAAGAGCCUUCCGGAGCGGGCUGGCGGGAAGCCGGAAGUCUUUGAGCUGAGAUCCCUCUGCCUUCCAGAAGCCAGCUCUGUGCUUGCAGAUCCCAGGAUUGGAGAGAAAAUGGCUCCUGGGAGCAGCAGACCCCUGGCCCAGGAGACAGUGACGUUCAAGGAUGUGGCUGUGGACUUCACCCAGGAGGAGUGGGGCCUCUUGGACCUCCUCAGAAGGAGCUGUACAAGGAGGUCAUGCUGGAGAAUGCUCGACACCUGCUCUCCCUGGAGAAUGCACUCUGGGGAGAAACCUUAUGAAUGUAAUCAGUGUGGAAAGAUUUGCAAAUGGAAGUCUGAGCUUGUUAGACAUCAGAGCUCCCACACUGGAGAAAAAGCUUUUGAAUGUAAUCAGUGUGGAAAGUCUUUCAAAUGGAAACCAAGUCUUGGUUAG